UGCAGCCCCCGCCGCACGAUGGAGCCGCGCUGCCCUGCCUGGCUGCAGCUGUGCCCGCGGCCGUGCCGGCUGCUGCUGCAGGCUCUGAGCUCGGGCCCCGCCGGGGCCGUGGCCGCGCUGCGGGUGCUGCAGCGGCGCCAGCCCUGCCAGGGCCCGGGGCAGGCGUUCCCCUGGCAGGCUCUCACCGCAGCCCUGUGCGCCCAGGAGCCCACGCUGGAGGGGCCCAAGGACACCCUGGUUGUCAAGCCACGGCUGCUGCUGCUGCCUGUUUUGUGCCAGAGAAACUUCUUCUCCCUGCUGCUCGUGGUGCAGGAUGCAGUGCCAGGGGACUGCCUUCACCAGCUGCUGCAGGCCUUGGAGCAGCAUUCCCAUGUGGAUCCCUGGGUGCAGACCCUGAGGGAUCUGCUGCAGCAGCGACCGAGGGCAGAGGAGGGCUCCCCACUUCCCACUGUCCUGACUUCCACAUGCCAGCAGCAGCUUAGGGGCCUGUGCCAGAAAAUUGCCCAGAAGAACCCAGAGGGGCAAAGAAAAUUGAACUGGUGCUUCAGCAAGCAGCCUGGUGGCCCUGCCUCUGUGCCUCAAGGUGGGAAACGCAAGAAAGUGCUGGAGGAGAGCCUGGAGUUGGACACUGAGAGAGAGGGGAAGAGGUUGCUGCUGGAGGAGGUGGCAUCUGAGCCCCUGGGCCCCCAGGAAUGUAGAGAUGUGGCAGGGGUGGAAGAGGAGGUGCCUAAGGAGCCUUCAGGGCACACAUCUACUCAGAGCACAGACAAGGCUGCUGCAGACAGCUCCCAGCAGGAUGCAGCUGGGGAGCUCAGGAGGAUUUCCCAGACAGAGCUGGCAGCAGAGGUGCAGUCCUUUGUCCAGAUGCAUGGACAGGGGCUGAAAAUGCUGCUGCUGCAGGAGUCCAGUCACUCCGAGCUGUGCACCCCACCCGAGCUGAGCAUCCUGAGCAGCUGCUCCCCCAGCCAGCUCGAGGGGCUGUGCUCCUUCCUCCAGCUCUCCACGUGCCCAGAGCCCUUCCUGGUGCGUUUCUGCAGCUGGCUGCUGGCCCUGAGCCCUGAGCUCAGCUACACCAGUGCAGCUGUCCUGGCAGAGCAGCUCUUCCUCAGGCGAGUCCUGUCCCUCACCCAGCCGCCUUCCCGACACCUCAUGGCUGCCCUCACUUCCUUCUGCUCCAAGUAUUCCCAUCCCUUCUGCCGUGUGCUGGUGGCUGCAGUGCUGCAGGAGCCAGGGGAAGGGGCUGAGCAGACCAAGCUGAUGUGCGAGCUCGUGGAGGAGUGCCUGGAGCCACACUCUGUGCAGCUGGUGCUAAGCCAAGUCCUGGAGGUGCCUUUGUCAGAGAAACUCCUGCCAGUGCUGCAGGCUGUGCUGGGCCGGCAGGAGGUGCUGCCCCCUGAGCUCUUGGAUCUCCUGGUGCUGACUCUGUGCCAGCAGGCUCCAGCCUUCACCACGUCCCUGAGCUUUGCCAAGCUGGUGACAGCCGUGCUCACGGUGUGCCAGAGCCAGGUCAGCCCAGCUCAGAGGAGCAGCCUGGCUGCUGUCCUGGAUCGGAGCAGUGCAGCUCUGAAGAAAUCGCUGCAGGCUGUGCUGGAAGGGGCCAGGUGAGGUGGGGACAGGGGGUCCCUGUUGUCAGGCAAAUUAAUCCACAAACACCAGAGGUUUAUGUCCAAAAAGGAGGCAGAGGAGUCCUUUUUCUUUAUUCAAAUAAAGGGAGAGGCCAUGGGCCAUUCCCCUGGUGUCUCUUGAAUUUUUGGAGGAUGCAGACUCCUUUUUAUCCCAAUUUCUCUGCCACAUUUCCCUCUCUCUUUCCCCAUGGGCUGAGGUACUUGAGAGGCUUCCCAGAACACCUGAUACCUGAGAUUCCCCUCUAAUGUACAACCCUCCCUUUUAAUUUUCAAUUCUUAUAGAAAUUAUAGUUUAUCCCCAUUGUUUCUUUCAUCUUUUAAUAUCCAGUUUCAUUUAUCAGCAAACCUACAGUUUGUAAAGGUAGAUAUAUUUUUUUUUUCCAUUUAUCAGUCAGUAGAAUCUUUCCCAUUGUUUCUUUUAUCUACCAGCAGACCCACAGCUUGUUUGUAAAGAUAAAUCCCUCAUUCCUCAUGUCAUGGGGGAUGGCAGGCUCUGCACCCUGGGCAGCCCCAGGGGUGGGGAACCAGGAGGUGCCAUGCCAGAGGUGUGCAGUGCUGUGGCAGGGGCUUUGCUCUUCUUGAUUUUUGUCUUUUUUCAGGUGACCAGCAGAAGGAGUGGUGAGGUGGCAGCUUCCUUGUGUGGAGGACACUCAUUGCACAGCAGCAGCCACAGCCACCCCUCCCUGGGUUCUGUUCCCACAGGGUGUCCUGGCAGCACCUGGUGUGAGGGGCUCUUGCUGGGCAGUGCCACUCCAGCCCCCCACACUCCCUGGGGCUCAGAGGGGUCUUGGUUGAACAAUUAAUGUGUUUCCAGGUGUUUCUGUAUCUGCUCACUCAACAAGGUGACCUGGCAGGGCUGUGGGGGCCAGGCAGGACUCAACCCAUGCAGGACUUCCAGGUCCUGAGUUCUUGCCCAGAACACAUCACUGAACCAGGACAGACAUUGAUUUGAGGCUGCAUGAAGUUGAUAAUUCUGGACUUAGUUCACUAUCUUGAUUUUUACCUCAGCUCAUUCCAAGCCACAUCCACAUUCCUCCCCAACAGCCAAGCUGGUUUGGCAGUGGUGCAGGCUGGGCUGCUGCUUUAUGUAUCUGAUCUGCUGGGAUUUACAGAUCUCUGGUGCAGGAGUGUGGCAUUUAGCUGAAUUCCAGCCGAAUUUAGCUGGAAAAUGUGAGUGUUCUGCUUUAAACCCACCUUUCUUUCCUGUUUGCCUGGCCUGUGAGGGGCCCUGCUGUGUGUGACACAUUUCUGGUGAUUAUGACACUACUCAUUGCCCUAUUAGAAAAUGCUUGUGUGGCAUGUCUCUGCUCAAAGUUCUAUCCUGUAUUCUUGAAAGCACCCACUGGAAACCUCAUCUAGGCACCUCCUGGCUGAGAACUGAAAAGUUUGGGAGAGUGAAGACUGGGGCAGGUAGAGCUAGGGUUUCAAUGGAAGUUUUGAAGCAUUGCAUACUUGAGCUAUUUAAAAAUCCAUAAACAUCUACAAAGGGAGAAGGAGAAUUAACAACAUGCAGGUGUGACGUGUGACUGCUCCAGGUUUGCUCAGUAAUGUUUAGAUCCCAGCCAGAGGAAGGAAACUCUGAAGCAUUAGGUGACAUUAGCUAUUAAGGCUGAGAGCACAGAUUUCUUUAUAUAAGAAUCUCCUGAGCUAUUUUAGGUGACAGUGGUCUGAUGAGGCUUCAAAGUCCCGCAUUAGCUGGAGGAUAGAAACCUCCAGGGAGCCAGAUUGUUGAUGUGUUUGCAUUCCAGUGAGUUAGUGGCUGAGAAUAGUGAAGCUAUUGUAGGGCUGCCCAAAAUAUGACAUAAAUAGAAAUUGUGCCAUGAUCAUCAAGGUCUAAGCCUGCUCUUCUGGCUUUAUUAGGUAGCAGGCUCUGAUCUUUGCAGUUUCCCUGCAGAGCUUCUACCAAGUGACCUUGGUGUCAUUGUCCCCAGUGCUCUGUCUGGCUGUGGUCACAUGGAGAUGGCCACUGGUUUGUGGCAAGAGCCUUCUUAGCCCUGGUUUUGCUCUUGGCUGGAGCUUAUAGUGUGCUGUGGGUUCCUCUGAGGUGUUCAUGCAGAUAACAAUCGUGUAAGGAGAACUGAGAGCAAACCUUAGGGACACUGCACAUGCUUGUUUAUAUGGAGGCUGGCAGCAGCUGCACAGAAAACUUUACUUUUGACUCCUCUUGACCCUUUCAAGAACUUUAAAAUCCAUCCUGAACAGCACAGAGAGGUGCAUGCAGCAUAAAGCAUCAGUCAGAUUUUAUAGUUCAGCAGAACAUUGGCCAAGGGUGGUGGGAGUGCCAGGACUGGCUCUGUCCUUGUCCUGAUUUAAGGGUGGUGGUAGUGAAGAGAAUGGUCUGAAACUUUAUCUGAGACCUCUGCUAGGCUGGAGGUAGAAGCCAGCAUGUGAUUUUCAGCCAGUUUAUAUUUGGCAGUGGUUCCUUACCUGCUUCCUCUUCUGUUUGUUGAGUUUUACAUCAUGUUACAGAGGGAAUUCCCUUUUUGGCCUAGUAGUUCUUGGGUUUUUUUUGAAAGAAAUUCAUUAUAUGCAAUUGCAUGGGUUGUCUGUCCACUCUGCUGCUUCCACACCCUCCACAGGGAUUUUGGAACCAGUUUCAUUCCUCCACUCUUCAAGUGCCUUUGUGGGGCUGUGGUCAGGGAGCAGAGAAUUUCUUUGGGGUGAGCAGAGGUGUGGGGUCCGUGGAUGUUAAACCCCAGAUAUCAGAGCCAUGUAGGAGCCUUGGGCCAUGCAGCACCCUGUUGGAAAAGGCUGAAACUCAGUGGCUUUCCUGAAAAUGGCCUGUGUCCAUCCCCAAAGGGGCUGCCCCUCUCCAAACAGAACCUCCAGCUGGUUGUUGUGUCUGCUCUUGCAGCAGUGCCAGGGGUCACCCCACUUGUCCCUGGAGGUGACUCUGUCCAGUGACAGCCUGCUAAUCUCAUGUGUAAUUCCCAAUAUGCUGAUGCAGUUCUGCCUGGAAACCUGGGGGCUGUGACACCCAAAUGUGAGCUCAGCAGUAUUUAUUUUUUUCACUCAAGAUUUAAAACUGAAUAAAAAGAGCAAUUUUC
Messenger RNA from Oenanthe melanoleuca, 4672 nucleotides. It is a transcript of the gene FANCE, whose product is annotated as FA complementation group E. Gene Ontology annotation, cellular component: Fanconi anaemia nuclear complex. NCBI's taxonomy places the organism in Eukaryota, Metazoa, Chordata, Aves, Passeriformes, Muscicapidae. Bases 19 to 1605 code for a protein of 528 amino acids. The record is from RefSeq and is a predicted model, not a curated record. Gene Ontology annotation, biological process: interstrand cross-link repair. The transcript is spliced from 10 exons.